AUGAGGUCGUUAUUAUUGUUAGCGGCGGUGUGCUGCUUAGUGUUGUCGGCGUGGGCGAGUCCUAUCGCGAAGCCUGAGGAUGACAAGGAAGUAGGCAGGCAAUCGGCAGCCGCACCCGCACCAGCUCCAGCAGCUUCUGCUGAAGAUGAAGAUGAUGACGACGACGACGACGAUGAUGAUGGGACGGCUGAUCCGUUCGAAGAUGACGACGACGAUGAGGACGAUGAAGACGAUGACGAUGAAGAAGCGGAUGAUGAUGAAGAUGAUUAUGACCUGGAAAGAUUCUUUGAUGAUAUUUUAGGAGGAGAGGAUGACGACGAUGACGACGAUGAACCUUCAGCUGUUCAGCCUGUUGCGGCUCCAGCUGAUGUAGUUGCUGCUGCACCUGCUGUUCCCGCUGCUUCCGCAGAAGAAGUGCCUACGAUUCCCGAAGAAGCAGAAUCGGUAGAGGGAGAAACUAUAGCGGAUGCUGAAGAACCUGAAGCUGGCCAAAAAGAGCCCGCUAGUGCUGAAGUAGAAAGCCCAGCUUCUAGCGCGGAAGCUGUUGCCCCUGCUGAUACUGAUGCUGAAGAAGAUGAUGAGGAAGAGGACGAUAUAACUGACGCACUAGAUCCUGAGGAAGAUGACGACGAUGAUGACGAUGACGAGGAAGAAGAUGACGAUGACGAGGAUGACGAUAUCUCCGAUGCUCUUGGCAGGAAAAUCUCUUCUAAGCACUCACGAGCGCUGAAAGAAGAGCCCGCGAAGAAGCCAGUAGUGCCCGCCAUUUAUAUAGUUAAAUAUAAUAAAUUCGUCGAUAACAUCCUUGAAAAGAUGAACGAAAUUCUUAGGCGUUCCUACGAUCCUGUUAAUGUUAAGCUUCAGCCAAUCGACGCUAAAAAGAAAAGCUCAAAGCCUAAGAAGGACAAGACAAAAACAAAGUCAAAAAAAAAAAGUAGUGCCAAGAAAAAGCAAACCACUCGCGCCGGAAGUUUGGCAAUGACUACGAACCACAAGACGAUAGAAAGUUUGACGAAUGGUAACGAAAUACGUGAUAUUCCUUUGGUAGACCAGAAAGUUAUGGAGGCUACUAAAGAGUCACCACAGAACACUGAAACAAGAGCGUUGAAGGAGAAGUCGGGUACUGAAACUGCAAAAGCUAAGCCUACCACAACGAGACCAAAACCUCCUACGAAUGCAACUAAACCAAAGCCUAAACCACCAGUAAAGACUACGACAAAAAAACCUGUUGAUAAAAAUAAGACUAAAACUGGCGAAAAAAGCAAACCAAGAGCUAAAGGAACUUUAUAUGGCUUAUCUUCAUUGAGGCGAACUGGAGAUGUAGCUGUUAGUAUUUUGUCGGAUCACACAACUGUAAAAAGUAACUUUGCUGUUGGACCUCUCAUAUUAAAGGUUGAGAAAGAGGUGGGUCGUGGAGGUAAAAAGGAAAUUAAAUCAGCUACUGCAACUACCGCUGAAAUGUCUGGAAAAAUAACUUUACGUGUAAAUAACCAAGGUGUUGCCACAUUACACGCGAUUAAAGUUUUGCAGCCCAAACAGGUUCGAGUUGACAGCAACCACGAACGUACGAGAGAAUUGGUGUGGAAACGAAGUGCAAGAAUAGCCCAUGUCGUAUCGGAGAAAUUAAUGUCGGCUUCCAAACCAAUGUUCCUUCAGCACGCUUAA
Parnassius mnemosyne (clouded apollo) is the source of this 1665-nucleotide messenger RNA. The record is from the annotation of a GenBank genome assembly. Lineage: Eukaryota; Metazoa; Arthropoda; Insecta; Lepidoptera; Papilionidae.